Phytophthora infestans T30-4 is the source of this 720-nucleotide messenger RNA. RefSeq lists its product as uncharacterized. The transcript is spliced from 8 exons. Bases 1 to 720 code for a protein of 239 amino acids. The record is from RefSeq and is a predicted model, not a curated record. NCBI's taxonomy places the organism in Eukaryota, Oomycota, Peronosporomycetes, Peronosporales, Peronosporaceae.
AUGUCGCUUGGUUACCGUGUUGCCUGCCGUGGAAAAUGCACGUUCGGAAGUAGCGAUUUGUCUGGGUGUCGGCAAAGCAUCGGCAGGACGUCCCUCUUUUGCGCUUCCAAUGUGCCUGGUGGGAUCUGGACGAUACUAGAGCAGGACCUUCGGGUACCGACAGGCUCACUUCUCGACCAAUUUGACCCGGUCAUCACGGCCUUUGCCGAAGGAUGCUGGAGCGCCGGGGUGGCACUGAACUUCCAUGGUGCUUGGCGCUGGUGGGUGGCCCACUUUACCCACCUGAACAACAUCACAGAGCACUGCAGCCCACGCCAUGGCAGCCAAGGUGCUGCGGAAAGUACUGAGCCUGAAGUGGGCUCUCCAUCCACGCCACCGCACGCGAUCGGACUUGCUAAGAACGACGUCGGCCAUUGGCUUCGUCAACACAUGAAUAAGGACCUUUUAGAGCAGAACCGCCUUAACUAUCCUUUACCGGCGCGCUGGCACGUUGGCACUUGGCUCCCGCGUCAACUCUGUGUACCCCACCCAUUGAAUAAGGUAGUAUACGAAGUUAUUGACCCACCGUUUGGCGAAUAUUCUUUCUACCUCGAAGAGCUGAGCAUUGUCUCCUCUACGAGCUCGGCGCUCGUUUGCAAAAAGACCUCCUCCUCUACUGACAACGUCACACAAAGCUGCCAAAAGGAGCCGUCCAAACGGCGCUGGAUCGUUCGGGCGUGA